AUGCACGUCAAUCAAGUUUAUGUAGAGCUUGUUAAUGUAAGUAAUGGACCACACAAAUGGUGGCAUCACCGCUGGGUUAAAAUAAUCGGCAUUUCCGUUAUUAUUUUAAUAGUUUUUGCUGUUAUUCUUACUCUGUUAUUAAACUUCGUCGUCUUUGCACCGGAGAAAUCAGAACCUAGUACCACCACCACCACAAGAUCAUCAUCACCACUAACAACAACAACAGUAUCAACACCACCGUCACAAAUAACAACAUCACUGAUGACACCAACCGCAACUUUACCACAAACAACAACAACAACAACAUCACUGGUGACAUCGACCACAACUUUAACACAAACGCCAUCUACGACGACAACUCAGCAGUCUGAAUGGUCUGCUACCGGUAAUAUGAAUAAUGCACGCUAUCAUCACACAGCAUCUGUAUUAUUAAAUGGAAAAGUAUUAGUUACUGGAGAAAUUGAUAAUAACGGUGUUUUAAGUAGUGCUGAGCUGUAUGAUCCAUCAACAAGUAUUUGGACAACGACUGGUAACAUGACAAAUGCACGACAACAACAUACAGCAUCGGUAUUUUCGAAUGGAAAAGUAUUAGCAACGGGUGGUAUCAGUUUUUUCGGUAGUUUUUUAAAUAGUGCUGAGUUGUAUGAUCCAUCAACAGGCACUUUGACAACUACUAGUAACAUAACUAAUGCACGAUAUUAUCACACAGCAUCUUUAUUAUUAAAUGGAAAAGUAUUAGUUACUGGUGGAUCCGAUAGUAACGCUAAUGCUUUAAAUAGUGCAGAAUUAUAUUAA
Adineta steineri is the source of this 795-nucleotide messenger RNA. NCBI's taxonomy places the organism in Eukaryota, Metazoa, Rotifera, Eurotatoria, Adinetida, Adinetidae. The record is from the annotation of a GenBank genome assembly.